AUGGAUCAUGCAAUAUUUGAAGAUCUUGAUGUUGUAAUUGUUGGUGGAGGCAUCUGUGGCCUUGCCACUGCCCUUGCUCUUCACAGGAAGGGAAUGAAGAGUGUAGUGAUGGAGAGAUCAGAAGAAGCAUUGAGAGCAACAGGAGGUGGAAUUGCAAUUCAGGCAAAUGGAUGGAGAGCUUUGGAUGAGCUUGGAGUUGCCUCGAAGGUCAGGCUAAAUACCUUCUUGAGAAGUAUGAAUAUUGGGAAAAUUCGUUGUGUAAAAAGAAGUGAUCUAAUUGAAGCUCUAGCUCAAGAUCUCCCACUUGGCACUAUAAGAUUUGGAUGCCAAAUUCUCUCUGUGAAAUUGGAUACAAACUCUUGUUUUACCAUUCUUCAUUUGAAUAAUGGUAAUACAAUUAGAGCCAAGGUGUUGAUUGGAUGCGAUGGUGCCAACUCUGUGGUUGCGGAUUUUCUUGAGUUGAAACCCAAGAAGCUUCACUCUUCAUGUGCAGUGAGAGGAUUUACAUAUUUCCCAAAUGGUCAUGGAUUUGCUCAUGAGCUAGUCCGAACAAGAAGAGAUAACACUUUGUUUGGAAUGGCUCCAGUCACUGAUAACCUAGCUUUCUGGUUCGUUGUUCACCAAUGGCAUCUUCAGGAUUCAAAGGUGUUCAAAGAUCAAGAGAUGAUCAAACAAAUGACUAUAGAGUCCGUCAAGGAUUUCUCUUUAGAAGAUAAACUGGUAAAAAAUUGUGACAUUUUUACCCUAACACUCACCCAUCUGAGAUAUCGUGCCCCAUGGGACAUAUUAUUAGGCCAAUUUCGGAGAGGAACCAUGACGGUAGCCGGAGAUUCGAUGCAUGUGAUGACUCCAUUCCUCGGCCAAGGUGGCUCAUCCGGUAUAGAAGAUGCAAUUGUGCUUGCUAGAUGCAUGACAAGAAAAAUAAUUCAAGCCAAUAAUGAUCGUAAAGAAUUCAAAGGUCAGAAGCUUAUUGAAGAAGCAAUGGAUGAAUAUGUGAAGGAAAGGAGAAUGAGAUUGGUUAAAUUAUCUACACAAGCUUAUCUUAUUGGUUCAUUAGUGGAUACUUCUGCAUUGCUUUUGAAGUUGAUAAUUUUUGUGCUUUUGGGUGCUUUUUUUAGGGACCAAUCUGGUCAUGCUCGAUAUAAUUGUGGCCAUCUUUGA
This is a messenger RNA of Pistacia vera, 1161 nucleotides long. RefSeq names its product monooxygenase 1-like. The record is from RefSeq and is a predicted model, not a curated record. Lineage: Eukaryota; Viridiplantae; Streptophyta; Magnoliopsida; Sapindales; Anacardiaceae. Gene Ontology annotation, molecular function: FAD binding.